AUGAUGAUCACAGCAUCAGGUCCCAAAGUCGACCCUGGUCCUGCAAAUGCACAGAGAAUCUCAAAGUAAAAAGUCGACAGGGUAUGAAGCUGAACUACAAGAUGAUCACUCGAUAUUGCAGGCGAUCCAGUUUUACACGAUACGCAAAUAGGAUAAUUAAUAACGGCAUUUUUCAAGGCGAAAUGAUGGGCAGCAUUAAUUAAUUAUCGCUCUCUACAUUUCGCAUGAACCAGGAGAAAUAACCGCUAGGUAUAAUUAGUAAUCAGGCGCUAAGUACGAAAACUCUCCGUCUCCCACAUCUAGCAGCACCGUCGAUUUCUCGUAGGGGGAGGCGUAUAAUGCGCACAGCCUUCCCAUUGGUCGACAGUUGCACCGACUGGCGGAGCUUUCGAACCGGCGGUGGUGGGGAUUCAACAAGAAUAGAAUGGAUGUAGGGAGUUCUUGUGAGAAUCAUAAUAUCGUGAGACGCCAACAGAAGUAGAUCGUUAUUGUUCUGGUGGGUGUAUAAGUUGUAUGCUAGUGUCAAGUGAAAACCGUCAAACUGUUCUCGCCGACGGAAGAUAUGUUGACUAUGGAAACGGACCUCAAGGGAGGUAGUCUCCACGCAAAUAUGCCCCCUCAUCAUACUUUACAAUCGUACGGAAGCCUCGGUGGUUUAGGACAAGCACCGAUGCACAAUCUGGGCCAGCAUCCGCACCAGUUGCACCAUCAUCAGCAGGCCCCUCAGAUGCAGCACCACCAUCAAGCGCAGCAUCAGAGCCCGCAUCAAACUGCCCAUCAUCAGCAAGUCCAACAAGAGGUAACUAACAACAAUAACAAUACCCCGAAGCCGCAGAACAUCGAGCGCGUGAAAAGACCAAUGAACGCAUUCAUGGUAUGGUCCAGGGGACAGAGGAGGAAAAUGGCCCAGGAAAAUCCCAAAAUGCAUAACAGCGAGAUUUCUAAGAGAUUGGGUGCCGAAUGGAAGCUGUUGAGUGAGAGCGAAAAACGGCCGUUCAUCGAUGAAGCGAAGAGGUUGAGGGCGCUUCAUAUGAAAGAACAUCCGGAUUACAAGUACAGGCCUAGAAGGAAGACCAAGAACUCGUUGAAGAAGGACAAGUACCCUCUUGGCGCUACCAGUGUUCUGCAGAAUUCGGACGUUUCGCGUGCUAUGCCAACGUCAGCGGUGCAACAAGUUACGGCCAGAGACGUUUAUUCGAUGCCCAAUGGGUAUAUGCCCAACGGGUAUCUGAUGCAUCAUGAGGCUUCCGCGUAUCAGCAACAGUACAGUAGCGCGAGUUAUGGAAGAUACGACAUGGGACAGAUGCAGCACGGUGCGUACAUGAACGGUGGUUACGGACAUUACGGUGCACCGACAGUGCCGACCAGUGCCGGUUCUCCUUACGCCAUGCAACAAGCAAGUUCCUCGCACAGCCCUUCUGGUUCCAGUAUAAAAUCUGAGCCUGUUUCGCCUUCUUCUGGUCUACACACUCCAACCCCCGUCGGAAUCAAACGCGAAUACGUUGGACAGCAGCAGCAAGGCGACUUGCGACAGAUGAUCUCGAUGUACCUUCCCCACGACGCGGUGCCACCCAUGGAUCAGUACGGGUCCUCGCAGGGUCCCUUAGGUCCCGGACAUUUGUCGCACAUGUGAGAAACGAUGUUCGCGGCCGAUCUCGAGAUGCCGCAGAUGUGAAAACGUGUAAAUAUGGACCUCUGGAUGUGUAAAUAUGUAACAAGCCUGUAAAUAUUCGUAAGUUGAUCGUGGAUUUUAUGUUGCAAAAGAUCGCACUCUCUUCUCUCAUUCUACUAAGUCCGGUAAGUGAUUUGUAGCAUUGGCGAUAUUCCAUUUUCGCUCAUGAGUACAAAGUUUUUUAUGGAUCGAGUUCUAAGUUCAAUUAGGACUUCGAUGGUAUCGUUUUUCGGAUGCUACAAACACUCGAGUUCUAGUAGAAUGCGAUCGGAACUGUCGUGAGCACAAGAUGUACGAAGAAACAUUUUUAGUCUUGAUUGUUGCAAGAGUUUUUAGUCCUUUUCUUCUAGUUUUUUAUUUAAUCAGUUCGAAAUUUUUUUCAAUUGGCAUGAAUGAGGAGAAAUUGGGUGAAAUAUCAUUGACCUAAUUUUGUACUUAUCUUUGUUUUUACUUGAACAAUGCUCAACUUCUCAUGAAAUAUUUAUUCGAAUCCAUUUAAACUAGGCUGAUUCUUGUAAAAUCAAAACAUCUAAUCAUACAUUUUGUACACUUUCUCCUCAUAAGUCCACUUUCCAUUAUUAUUUAUUUGAACUCACAAAAAAAAAAUGCAAUAUUCUCCGUGAAAUGAAUAUAUAUCUUCUUUUAUAUACUUAGAUCAUUUCUUGUCAUCAUGAAUCGAUUUUCGAUUACCUAUCUUUGACUUGCAUCCAUGAGACGAGAAUUAAAAAAUUUAAAUGAAAAUUGCAAUAUUCUCCAUGAAAAUAUUCGUUUUUAAUGUUUUGUACGCUUCGUUCUCUUCAUGAGAAUAUUUCAUUAAUAUAUGUCAUUUGACUUCACAGGAUAAGAAAUUUAUUUGAUGACAGUUUUCACGGCUUUUCAGAGCUUUAAUUUUUGCUGGGUAGCAUAGACUCAAAGUGAAUCAAUACUUUUUUCGCUUAAAUUGUCAUAUGUAUAUAAAGUUCCUCUUAUUUCUCUAUCAAAUUCUCUUUUUACCUUGUUUCUCUGGCUCACGCAAUGAAAAUUAUCAUUUAUGUACAUUUUAAAAUUGAAAAACCCGUGAUCUGUUAUCAAAUGAUAAUUUAUUUUGUAUUUAACGAAAUUUUUUUACAAAUCAAGUAUCAAGAGUACCUAUAUGAGGUAAUAAUAUUUAAAAUCAUUUAUAUCUUUUUUUUGUGUAUUGUAAAUCAUCAAAAAAUCCGAAUAUAACAUGUUCAAUUAGUGCAACAGUGUUAUUUCGACCGACGUUAUAUAUUUUGUAUAGUAUUAUGUUAAUGAUGAAUUUUGAUCUUUUCAUUGUACCGUUGAUUGUUAAAAACAAUGUUAAUAUCAAAAUUACCUUUCCAAUCUGUGAUCUUUCGGAUAUAUAGCUUUUAUGAAUUUACGAUAGUGUUGUUUGUUUCGAUUAAGUAUCACAUACGAGCUUUGUAUAUAUUUAUUAUUGUGAAGUCUUUCAUUUGAACUGUACAGUGUGUUUAGUGACUGGAACAAAUCUGUAAAUAUAAUUGAAAUUAAGAAGUU
Molecule: messenger RNA, 3190 nt
Organism: Harmonia axyridis
Lineage: Eukaryota; Metazoa; Arthropoda; Insecta; Coleoptera; Coccinellidae
Product: transcription factor Sox-2-like
Exons: 3
Coding region: 563-1633 (356 amino acids)
Biological process (GO): regulation of DNA-templated transcription; cell differentiation; anatomical structure morphogenesis
Molecular function (GO): DNA-binding transcription factor activity, RNA polymerase II-specific; RNA polymerase II cis-regulatory region sequence-specific DNA binding
Source: RefSeq, a predicted model, not a curated record